This is a messenger RNA of Ostertagia ostertagi, 924 nucleotides long. Lineage: Eukaryota; Metazoa; Nematoda; Chromadorea; Rhabditida; Trichostrongylidae. The record is from the annotation of a GenBank genome assembly.
CUGGUGUUUUUGAACUCAACAGAUUGGAGGAAUUCGGACUGCGUGCGAUUCGAUGAAUGUCCUGAUUUCACUCAAGAAAAAUCUGAACCGACAACGACAGAGUCGAUUACAACUGUUUCCGAGUCAGCAAACACCGACGAAAAAGGACUAUUCAUAUCAAAAGUCUCCUCACAAUGCCCUUCCGUAACGGUGGAUGUUGGUGGAAGAUCCUGUGCCACAGAUGCGGAUUGUCCAGCAGAACAGCGUUGUUGCAGUCCAGUGAUCGCAUCACUGGCAGUGAAUCCCCAGCGAUGCACAUGUCCGGAUCCGAACGCUGUUUGGUCGGCGUGUGGUAGUCUUUGUCCGGAAUACUGUGGGCAGCCAGGGGUCCCACACUGCUCAUCGACUUGCAAUGCCGGUUGUCACUGUGCUCCGGGCUAUGUGAAAAGCAGAAACGACGUGACGGCUCCAUGUGUCCCAAGAGCGCAGUGUCAGAACUUCACAGUUUCAAGUAAUGACGAACCACGAGCAACGAUGAAGGAGAUCCCGGUAACGCCAAAAGAUCCGUUCUCUGAUCAGCAGCUCGCCACAGCAAAUCUUAUUCCAUCGCAAAAGCCCGUGAGUGGACGCUUCAGUUUUACGCAGAUCAGCGCCAACAAUCUUCGAAUUAGCGUCGGUCUCCCUCGUGGUGAGCAUGCUGUCCUUAUUCAUCAAUUCGGCGAUUUGUCAGAUGGUUGUAGCCGUCUCGGACCACCGUUUUUGUUCAAGGGUGGCCUUGGAACGCCUUCAUUAGGAGAUGUCGUUGGUGAGUUUUUUUUUGUAGUAGCACUUUCAAAAAACUUUUCGCGGCUAGGUUGUUUGUUGAAAAAUCGGCGUUUCUACUGCGAUACAUUUUCAGGCUGUCUACAACUGAAAGUUACUCUUUUUGCACUAAACAAAACAUGA